This is a messenger RNA of Nicrophorus vespilloides, 2603 nucleotides long. RefSeq names its product EH domain-containing protein 3-like. The record is from RefSeq and is a predicted model, not a curated record. Gene Ontology annotation, molecular function: protein binding; GTP binding; calcium ion binding. Gene Ontology annotation, cellular component: cytoplasm; plasma membrane. Lineage: Eukaryota; Metazoa; Arthropoda; Insecta; Coleoptera; Silphidae. The transcript has 2 exons. Gene Ontology annotation, biological process: endocytosis; endosomal transport. The coding region runs from base 237 to 1832 and encodes 531 amino acids.
CUUUAUGUGGAUCAGUGCUAGAGACAUUACGUGUUCAGAUUGCAUACAGUAAAUUCUGUAGGAUAGGUCUGAUAGCAGUAGUAUACACCCAUCAUUAAAAAUCGUACUGUAAGUGGGAACGGCAGCUAAUACCCUCCGGUUUUCAAACUCUUGGUAUCAGUGCUUCAGUUGGUUUCUGCACAGUAUCAGUGCAACAGUACCUAUUGGUGUUUUAUGUUAAGAAAUACCUAGUCAAGAUGUUCAGCUGGCUAAGUAGAGACAAUGAUAAACAGGAGGUGUAUGAGAGUGUGGUGCAAGGUCUGAAGAACAUCUACAGAAACAAGCUGCUCCCCCUUGAGCAGCACUAUCAAUUCCAUGACUUUCACUCACCCCAAUUGGAAGACUCUGACUUCGAUGCCAAACCCAUGAUUCUGCUUGUUGGUCAAUACUCAACUGGUAAAACCACUUUUAUUAAAUAUCUCCUAGAAAGGGAUUUCCCUGGAAUUCGUAUUGGGCCAGAACCUACAACUGAUAGGUUCAUUGCUGUUAUGUACGAUGAGAAAGAUGGUCAGAUUCCUGGAAAUGCUCUAGUUGUUGAUCCAAAAAAGCAAUUUAGGCCCCUAUCUAAAUUUGGCAAUGCAUUCCUGAAUAGAUUACAAUGUUCCCUUGUAAAAUCUGCUGUGCUAGAAAAUAUUUCCAUUGUUGAUACUCCUGGUAUCCUGUCUGGUGAAAAACAGAGGGUGGACAGAGGCUAUGAUUUCACAGGAGUUUUACAAUGGUUUGCUGAAAGAGUGGACAGAAUCAUUUUAUUAUUCGACGCCCACAAAUUGGAUAUUUCUGAUGAAUUUAGGCGUUCUAUAGAAGCACUCAGGGGUCAUGACGACAAGAUAAGGAUCGUAUUGAAUAAGGCUGAUAUGAUUGAUCAUCAGCAACUGAUGCGAGUCUAUGGAGCGCUCAUGUGGUCUUUGGGGAAGGUAUUGCAAACCCCCGAGGUAGCGCGCGUUUACAUCGGCUCGUUCUGGGACCAGCCUUUGAGAUACGAUGUGAACAGGAAGUUAUUUGAGGAUGAAGAGCAGGAUCUCUUCAAGGACUUGCAAUCGCUACCGAGAAACGCCGCCCUACGCAAACUUAACGAUUUGAUUAAGCGCGCUAGAUUAGCUAAAGUUCACGCAUACAUCAUUGCUGAAUUGAAAAAGGAAAUGCCGUCUCUGAUUGGCAAGGAAGGGAAGAAGAAGGAGCUCAUUAAGAAUCUAGGCCAGACGUACGAGAAGCUCCAAAAGGAGCACAAGAUUUCUCCUGGAGAUUUCCCGGAAAUCAAAACGAUGCAAGAGGUGUUGGUCAACUUGGACUUCACCAAGUUCCACCCGAUAAAGCCUAAGUUGUUGGAGGUGGUUGACAGGAUGCUGGCUGAAGACAUAGCCAUCCUUAUGGCGAAGAUCCCGCAGGAGGAUAUGAAUAGCAAGGAACCUGAAAUCAGGGGCGGGGCUUUUGAGAACGUCGAGGACACGGUGUCACCGUUUGGUUACAAGAGAGGCGAAGGCAUCGACGCCGGAUUCGGUGAACCCGAGUGGAUCGUUUCCAAACAUAAGAACGACGAAUACGAUGAAAUCUUUACCAAGUUGGGUCCAAGCGACGGAAAAGUCACCGGCUCAGCUGCCAAAUCGCACAUGGUGAAGUCGAAGCUCCCCAAUUCCGUUUUGAGCAAGAUUUGGAAACUCGCUGACGUGGACAAGGACGGCAUGCUCGACUCCGAGGAGUUUGCCCUUGCCAUGCAUUUAAUUAAGGUUAAAAUUGAUGGUAAUGAAUUGCCGUCCGAUUUACCACCUCACCUAUUACCACCAUCCAAGCGUUAAUUUCAUAUAUAAACAAAAUCAUAUAUAUAUAUAAACUAAUUCACAACCGCUAUUUAUAUUAUUUAUAUGUAAACUUUCACUAUUGUUGCGUCAAUGGCGAGAAAAUCAUUAUGUUCCCUUUAGUUAUAUUAUACCAAAAAGAAGAAAUAUGUUUAUUUAGUGGCUUUAAUUUUUAAAUAUUAUUAUAUGUAUGCACAAAACAAGAUUGGUAAUUGAAAAUGUAAAUCGAUUUUCAUGUGAUAAGUAAAUGAAAAUGUAUAUAAUUGUAUUAUAUGGUUAUAAUAUGUAACGCAAUUGAGAAUUUAUAUGAAAAACAAAAAUACGCAGAACUAUACAAUGGUAUAUGAUGGAAACGGAUGACCGAAACAAUAUUAUAUUCUAUUAUACGCGUAGCCUUGAAGCUCGUCUAGUCUUGUUAGCAAUAUUAUCCUGAAAGGAAGCGACGCCGAGGUCCAAAUAUCGACGAGGGCUACGUACUUUGUUAAAAAAAAUGAAUAUAUUGAUAAUAUAAAUAUUUAUGAGAUACAAUUUGAAAUAAUAAAAAAAAGCCUUUACACCCCUCGCCCGACCCAUCAAUUAGGUAAUGACAACAAAACACUGAAUGAUACAUAUAUGUAUGUAUAUUAUGGAUAUAUUGUAACUGCCUCAUAUUAUUUUUAUUGCUGUUGAAAAUAAUCCGAGAUUAAUAUUUUUAUAUAUGGGUCAGAAGAUUUAUAGAUUUUUAUAAACACUGUAACAAUGUAUGAAGCAAAUAAAAGAAUGUGCAAACAA